Molecule: messenger RNA, 429 nt
Organism: Staurois parvus
Lineage: Eukaryota; Metazoa; Chordata; Amphibia; Anura; Ranidae
Source: the annotation of a GenBank genome assembly
AUGUCGUACAUGCUUCCGCAUUUACAUAAUGGCUGGCAGGUCGACCAAGCCAUCCUUUCCGAGGAAGACCGUGUGCUGGUAAUUCGCUUUGGGCAUGACUGGGAUCCAACAUGUAUGAAAAUGGAUGAAGUUUUGUAUAGCAUAGCUGAGAAGGUAAAAAACUUUGCUGUGAUCUAUCUUGUGGAUAUAACAGAAGUACCCGAUUUUAACAAGAUGUAUGAGUUGUAUGAUCCGUGUACAGUCAUGUUCUUCUUCAGGAACAAGCACAUCAUGAUUGACUUGGGGACAGGUAAUAAUAACAAGAUAAACUGGGCAAUGGAAGAUAAGCAAGAGAUGAUUGACAUUGUGGAAACUGUUUAUCGUGGUGCUAGGAAAGGCAGAGGUCUGGUGGUGUCUCCUAAGGACUACUCAACAAAGUACAGAUAUUGA